Messenger RNA from Bactrocera neohumeralis, 3138 nucleotides. Its product is annotated as broad-complex core protein isoforms 1/2/3/4/5-like. Gene Ontology annotation, molecular function: protein binding. NCBI's taxonomy places the organism in Eukaryota, Metazoa, Arthropoda, Insecta, Diptera, Tephritidae. Bases 521 to 2989 code for a protein of 822 amino acids. Gene Ontology annotation, biological process: regulation of transcription by RNA polymerase II. The record is from RefSeq and is a predicted model, not a curated record. Gene Ontology annotation, cellular component: nucleus. The transcript has 3 exons.
UUAGUUUUGAGAAAGCUCUCGCUGAUGAAAGUAAUAUUUAUUUAUAUUAAUAAUAGUCUAUGAAAGCGGCGAAUUCUGAAGUGCUGUGAAUAAAUAAAUAAUAAUUUGUUUUAUAACAAGAGCAUACUAAUGUACGAUAACCAAGUGUAGUACUGCAAGUCGGUUUUUUGUUUUGUUAUUAUUCCGCGAUUCUUGUUUUGCAUUCAUAUCUGAGUAUCUCCUCUUUUGUAUCUUGUAUCUAGACAAUUCACAUCAUCCGUGUUUGACGUUUUCUUGUAAAUGUCAAUAAAGUGAAAUUGUAAAAAAUAAACGAUAAGUGCAAAAUACUUUAAAAUAGAAAUUAACAAAUAACACCAGGAUCACGGUUUGCCUCCUGAUUGGUGCAAAUGUGCUAAAAGUUUAUGAAAACAAUUUUUACCUUAGACGGGAGCAAAUAAGAACCGCCAUUGUCAUCUGAGAAAAAAUCGAUAUAAAUUAAUUAUUUUUCCAACCACUACUAUUGUGGUUAGGAACUUCAGUAAUGGAUGACGAGUUUAAACUGUGCUGGAAGAAUUUCCAGGAUAAUAUAGCCAGUGGAUUUCAGAAUUUAUAUGAUCGUGGAGAUUUGGUUGAUGUUACAUUAGCUUGUGAUGGAAAAUUGUUGCAUGCGCACAAAAUUGUACUUGCAAUUUGCAGUCCAUAUUUUCAAGAAAUUUUCAUAACCAAUCCCUGCAAGCAUCCAAUAAUUAUACUAAAAGAUGUCACCUUCAACAUUAUGUGCGAACUACUGGAAUUCAUGUAUCAGGGUGUGGUGAAUGUCAAGCACACGGAAUUACAGUCGUUCAUGAAAAUUGGUCAAUUGCUACAAAUCAAGGGUCUUGCCACAAAUGCUUCCUCAACAGCAGCUAAUACAACGACGGAUAAAUCUGCCAGUCAAACACACAAUGCCGAUGAAGCGAGCAACGCAUGCGUAGACGCUGAUAAUAAUAGUAGUGGGAUCGCAGCAAAAACAAGUUUAAACCGUGCGGUCAGUGGAAAUGAUGAUGCGAAUGGUUCUGAUGGGCUAUCAAGUGUGAAAGUGUCCAAUCCCAUUUCGGUGAAAUCUCAUUCACCCGCAUCGUCACCAUCACCCAUGAGCUUUGCCGAAUCAACAGCUAAUGCUAAUCAGCAAAAUUUCAAAAGCUCACCGGAGAGUAAUUUACCGUUGCAUCCGAAUUAUCAUGCGGCUUCAAGUCUUAAACGACAUGCAGAUGUAAAUAAUGAAGCCCUUUCAAUUUACUCGCGUAAACAAUUCCGUCGCUCGAUAGCUUCAGCCGAUCACAAUACCGAUCAUAGUGACAGUGCCGAUGCGGAUGCUGAAUCCGAUUAUUUCCUACCAUCUCUUCCACAUUUGGCCACUAACUCAUCAGCUGCGGCGGCAGCAGCGGCUUUUAGAGGCACCUUCAAUCCCGCUGCCUUUGGAUUUGAUUAUAAUUUAUACAAAAAUAGCAGUGCUGGCGGUGCAAGCGGCGUUGGCGGUGCUUGUGGUGGCAACACGCCUGGUGGUGGCAGUAGUGGCCCAGAGUAUCCAAAUGAUUUGCAUAUUCCCAGUGACUAUUCAAAGAACUUCGCAAAUCAUGUUGAUAUUCCACCAAACAGCAGCAAUGUGGUGAUGCUCUCAUCGACGUCACUGUUGCACGGUAGCUGCGUCUUUAAUCGCAACAACACCGUAGCCACACAACAAGGUAUGAAAACGUAUUGGCUCUGCAAGUCCUAUCGCAUAAGCAUGUGCAGAGCGCGCUGCAUAACCCAUCAAGGGCGCGUCAUAUCCGCAACUGGUGUUCAUAAUCAUCCGCCACAUAUGCGCGGAAGUGGUGCUGGUAGUGGCUUGGGUAACAAUGGAGGAGGCAACAGUAAUGCAAGCGGUAGUGGGAAUGGAGUAGGUUUUCCCAUCGAUGUCAAUGCACAACAAUCAUCUUCUGUAGCAACCUCUAAUACGUCCGCAAUAAAUUUGAACUCCAUUAAUAUGGCCGGUGUAUUGUUGCCAGGCGGUAGUAAUUCAGCGGCAAAUGUGAGUACCACCACUGGCGUACGACUACAUCAUACAACAGGAAGCGGUGCCAUUGGUACGGCGAUGUAUCAACAGCAUAAUUCUAUGCAUAAUUCCCCAGCGCAACAAUUGCAGCUGCACCAUCAGCAACAACAGCUGCAACAUCAGCAACAUCAAUUGCAUGCAGUGGGUGGUUCAUCGUCACCACCACCAAUGUCGGCGGGCUUGAUGGGCAACACACAUCUACACGGGCACUCUACUCCAUCGGCAACUAGUCUACUAAUGUCACAUCACUCGGCGCCUGACAAUGGCAGCAUGGCCGGCAACGUACAUCAUCAUCAACAUCACCAGCAUCAUACAAUUGGUGGCUCAGGAAACGGUGGCGUGGGCAGUGCCGGCGGAUCGCAAAAUUUGCAUUCGAACAGCGUUAUACAGAAUAUAUUGCAUAGCGCGAAUGCAUCGAAUGCCAUGCACCAUCAUCACCAUUCACAAUUGCCACACAUGUCGCAUUUGUCGCAUCAUCAACAUCACCAACAACACGAACCCCAUUUGGAAAUAACACCACUGAUGCAAUCGCCGCCGCUGCCGCCGCCCCCACCGCUGCAUCUGCAAAGUCCAUCGAAUCAGAGUAAUCAGUCACAGCAUGGUAGCGGUGGUGCUAAUUCGCUUAGCUCCCCAAUAACAACAACACCAGCCUCGGUUCCCAGUGGUAGUGCGCUCAAAUCACCAGGGCAAACGAAUCUCAGCGACGAGGCGAUCUGUGCGUCUGAGACGCAAUCUCAUUCUGCGCAUCUCAGUGAACAACAUCAACAUAUGCUGAGCCAUGGGACCACCCUAUCACCAUCUGAAAUAAAUUCAAACACCGCCGUCUCAUCGCAUUCAACAGAUGGAGCGACUGAAUCACAACAUCAAGCGCAUGUCAUCGACUCCAUAACGAUAUCACCAGGGGAAGGACAUAGUUUUAAAAUGGAAGAUAUGUAACUGUUAAAAAAUUGCGCUAGCAGAAAACGCUAAUAUUACUCAGCGGAUUGCGUUCGAAACGCACAGUCCAACUCCUUCCCUUUAUUAUAAUUAUUACAUACAUACAAGCCAAUGGAUAAAUUAAAAAUUUGUUAGUUUAAGUAAAAAAA